This is a messenger RNA of Punica granatum (pomegranate), 1662 nucleotides long. The record is from RefSeq and is a predicted model, not a curated record. Lineage: Eukaryota; Viridiplantae; Streptophyta; Magnoliopsida; Myrtales; Lythraceae.
GGGCUCGACUUCUUGUUGCCCUGAAGCUUUCAUCACACUCUCCCUCCCCUUCUCUCUCUGUCUUCAGCUUCCUUGAUUUUGAAGGAUUCUGGUGUGGUUUGAUUAGUUUACAUCUCCCUGUCUCUCUCUCUCUCUCUCUCUCUCUCUCUAGUUGGUGCUGUUCGGUGAGUCUUCUGUAAGACCCAGAAUUGCUUGUGCAUAUAUAAAGGUCCAUCCUUUGAGCUUACAUGCAUUGACUGAGAGAACAAAUUCUGGGAUCUGAAGUUUCUGAGUCGUGCCCUUCUGAAUUGGUUGAAGAAGAGUUCUAGUCGAGAAGAAUGGCCAAGCAAGUGUCAAACGGCGACAACCACUCUGCUGCAAAAGCACCUCCAACCCCAUCUCCUCUGCGUUUCUCCAAAUUCUUCCAGCCCAAUAUGAGGAUUUUGGUCACUGGAGGAGCUGGAUUCAUUGGUUCCCAUUUGGUGGACAGGUUGAUGGAAAACGAGAAGAACGAGGUGAUUGUUGCAGACAACUAUUUCACUGGCUCCAAGGAUAACUUGAAAAAAUGGAUCGGCCAUCCAAGAUUUGAACUCAUUCGUCACGAUGUGACUGAACCAUUGCUGGUCGAGGUUGAUCAGAUUUAUCACCUUGCUUGCCCCGCUUCUCCAAUCUUCUACAAAUACAAUCCAGUAAAGACAAUCAAGACCAAUGUGAUUGGUACACUGAACAUGUUGGGGCUUGCCAAGCGUGUUGGAGCAAGGAUUUUGCUCACUUCAACCUCGGAGGUCUAUGGGGACCCCCUUGUGCAUCCUCAGGAGGAAAGUUACUGGGGAAAUGUGAACCCGAUUGGUGUCAGGAGUUGCUAUGAUGAGGGGAAGCGUGUGGCUGAAACUCUGAUGUUUGAUUAUCAUAGGCAGCAUGGUAUUGAGAUUCGGGUUGCUCGGAUCUUCAACACCUACGGUCCCCGCAUGAAUAUCGAUGAUGGUCGUGUCGUCAGCAAUUUCAUUGCCCAAGCAGUUCGUGGUGAACCCUUGACUGUUCAGGCACCUGGAACACAAACUAGGAGCUUCUGUUAUGUCUCGGACAUGGUUGAUGGCCUUAUUCGACUUAUGGAAGGAGAGAACACCGGACCAAUCAACCUUGGGAAUCCCGGUGAAUUCACAAUGGUAGAGCUUGCAGAGACUGUCAAAGAGCUUAUCAAUCCUAAUGUAGAGAUCUCCAUGGUUGAGAACACACCCGAUGAUCCCCGACAGAGGAAGCCCAACAUCACCAAGGCAAAGGAGUUGCUCGGGUGGGAACCCAAGAUCAAGCUGCGCGAUGGGCUUCCUCUCAUGGAGGAGGACUUCAGGUCGAGGCUUGGGAAGCCGACAAACUGAGAACCCCAUCACCGGAAUCGAAGGACUUUUCCGUGUGUGUUCUGUGCUCUCCGGGAAUAGCUUACUGGAUAAGGAGUAAUAAAGGGUUGAGUGGAUAGGCAUUUCAUAUUUUCUUGAAUGGUUGAGUGUUUGGAUGAUGGUGUCUAUAUAUAUAUAUAUAUACAGCAUGGUGAAUAUGAUGUUCGUAAGCCAUCAACAAAGCUGCAAAUGAUUCUUUUUUCUUGUUGGGAGUUUUUCAAUUUGUCUCCGUUUACUGUCUUCUAUAAUUUGUACCCUAAAGUUUCAAUUUUGAUUCAUCUUGCCCCCA